AUGACGGUGGCACGCGCCAUUGCCAGUGGGAGUCGCUUGCUAUUGUGGGUGGUUGCCGUCAUCUUGACGGUUUCCGUCAAUGCAUCAUCCGGCGGAUUCGCGGUCGAAUCCACCGUGCAUGGAGGUAACGAAUUCGCCGUGCAUCUCCGUACUAGGCUCUGCUCCGUCGAAUCUGCCGUGCAUCAGUCUGCCGUCCACCUUGUCGUCAAGUUCUUGAUGAUUUCCCGUCAAUUCAUCCACCAACCACGGGGACAAGUAAUCAGCGGCGCUCAUUCUUUCCCUGUACUGUGGCCCAUUCUAUUCCUCUUCCUCCCUGUCCAUCCCUUUCCUUUCCUUCCCUUCCCCUUCCUUCCCUUUCUUCCCCUUCCUUCCCUAUCCUUCCGCUUCCUUCCCUUUCUUCCCAUUCAUUCCCUGUCCUUUCCGUUCCUUCCCUUUCGUCCCCUUCCUUCCCUGUCCUUUCCCUUCCUUCCCCGUCUUCCCCUUCCUUCCCGUUCUUCCCAUUCCUUCAACCCAGCAGCGAUCAACGGCCAGCAAUCUCCGAGGUCGCGUCUGGUGGGCAGGGUGGGCGAGUUUGAAGGCCAGCUCAACUAUUACCUGCCGCAACGAUUCAGGACCCACCCAGAGCGAGUCGACCUUCUGACUCGUCCCCUCGGCUUUCCUAUCAACACGUCUCGCCUGCCCGGCGUGCUCCUCGGGUAUUACGAGAACGUGUCGUUCUAUAAAUGUGUCCUCCGCAACUUGACCAGCUAUCCAAACCAGCUAGCCGUCUCCGGUGACGCUUCAGGUGACGAUUCCAGCGUCGGUUCCCGUGACGUUCCAGGUUUCAAUUCGGGGUACAGUUCACGCGCCAACCGUACAGGCGUGUCAAGCACGUCAGUGGGCGGUGUCGUAAUUGACUUAGUAGAAUGGGCCCUGCCGCAGCUGCGGUGCCACGGCCCUCCCUGCCCCUCCUUCGGCUCAUGCACCGCCCGCUUCCCCAACGUGCAGGCUUGUUGGAACCCCCACCUCGUGGAUGGACCCGCGGAUGAGAUAGUCCCUCCUAUAAACUGCCCCCUUAAAGGAGACAGCGCAGGGCAGGACAAAAGGACUCAUAUGGUGCCGUUUGACGAGUCGUGCUCGCACAAGGGGGACUUUAAGAAACACGGGGCGUCCGCGCUGCAGAUGAUGCGUCUGGAGGACGUGUAUGUGAUGGACAUCGGGAUUGUUCUCAACCGCACGCACCUUUUCUUACGAAGCGGAUGCACGGGCUUCCCAGGAACGGUGACAUACGAUGUGGGCCACGUGGUGCAUGAGCUGUCCACGCCUGUGUUCAACUGGGCGUACCGAGUCGGAGACAACUUCUACCACUUCCUCAUGGAGCUAUUUCCGCUCUUCCUUGUUGCUGCGCCCCUCAUGCCCUCCACGCUGCGACACCUGCCCGUACUCGCCAGGAGUCGCCAGGUGCGAAUGUACGAGAAACUGGGUGUGCCACUCAUAGGCAUCCCACUCGAUUCGAUUCGCCUGCUCCCCACAUUCGACAACGACCUGUUUCAUGCGAAGGUGGUUUAUCAGCCCAUUUAUCAGGACUGCCAAUAUCCCAGCCGGUCGCUCUGGCAGAUGAUGCGGCGCCGCCAUCUGCUGCACCCCUCCGGCAUCCCUCUCUUCAACCCCGACUGGACCUACCGCAGCCACCGCCCUCUCUCCGCCCACGAGGCUCGCUCCCUCCCCCCCGACUGGGUAGUCGUGCUGGCGAAGCGGCUGGAAAGAAAGCCACGGGCUAUGCUGAAUUUCGGGGAGGUGGAGGCGGAGGUGGUGAGGCGGUUUGGCCGCGAGAGAGUGGUGGUAUUUGAUGGGUCUCUGCCGAUUCUGCAAGCCCGUGUACUCUUUUUGCGAGCACGCCUCUACAUUGCAUCGCAUGGAGCCGGGUUCACUAACAUGAUCUUUAUGCCGGAAAAGGCUUCAGUGCUCGAAAUCCGGCCUCAUAGAUGUCCUACACAUGUAUUUAAUGGUCUCGCCGCUGCCUGCUCGCUGCGGUACCAUCUCGUGUUCAGUCAGGGUGUUUGUUCGUCCUCUGUGGUGGCUAAUGUGACGAGUGUGGCUCGGGUGCUUGUUGCAGUGCAAGCUAAGUUUCAGGCGGAGGAUGGUGGAGGUGAGGGUAGGGGUCCAAAUACCAUAUUCUCCCGAACAUAA
Molecule: messenger RNA, 2169 nt
Organism: Closterium sp. NIES-65
Lineage: Eukaryota; Viridiplantae; Streptophyta; Zygnematophyceae; Desmidiales; Closteriaceae
Source: the annotation of a GenBank genome assembly